Messenger RNA from Prorocentrum cordatum, 474 nucleotides. The record is from the annotation of a GenBank genome assembly. Lineage: Eukaryota; Dinophyceae; Prorocentrales; Prorocentraceae.
AUGGCUUCUCCGCGGAGCGUCACCACCACAUGCAAACAUUUCAAGGGUGAUGCCACGCUGGUCAGCACACGUGUCGCGCUGCACCUGCGUGACAUGUUGCCGCAAUUCCUGCAUGCCAUAGGACGGGAUACAUAUAUAGACAGGCCUCAGCAGCAUACGCACAUCCCAGUAGAUCUCCUGGCGGAGUUCCCAGGUCGGCGCUGGACCUCCCUCCCCACACCCCUUCGCGUGCGGAGGACGCUGGAGACGCGGCCAACGGUGCGAGGAGGAGGGGGUUCCAUCACCGAUCCCAACAGGUCGUGCCAGCUAUUCGAGCUCCACGCGGGGGCUGCCGAGGCAGCGGCGGGGGUGACGCGCCACGCGGGCGCGGGGCGGCGCGCCCGCGCGCCCACCGGGGCCGCAGGCGGAGUUUUCCAUUCGGCGGCACGAAGCGCGCGAUGGGGUGUGCCUCGGCUUACGUUGCUCCCCUCGUAG